AUGUCUGAAUCCGCUGCCUGGCCCCUCGCCGACGAUGCUCUCCAGCAAGAGCUCCUGGACAUGGUCCAGCAGUGCCAGCACUACCGCCAGCUGAAGAAGGGCGCCAACGAGGCCACCAAGACCCUCAACCGUGGUGUCUCUGAGCUCAUCAUUCUCGCUGCCGACACCAACCCUCUCUCGAUUGUUCUUCACCUUCCCCUCCUUUCCGAGGACAAGAACGUCCCCUACGUUUACGUCAAGUCGAAGACCGCCCUUGGCCGUGCCUGCGGUGUCUCCCGGGCCGUCAUUGCUUGCAGCAUCACCUCCAACGAGGGCUCCGAGCUUGCCGGCCCCAUCCGCGCCCUCAAGGACAAGAUCGAGAGACUCGCCAUCUAA
This is a messenger RNA of Colletotrichum godetiae, 375 nucleotides long. RefSeq names its product ribonucleoprotein-associated protein. The coding region runs from base 1 to 375 and encodes 124 amino acids. Gene Ontology annotation, biological process: maturation of SSU-rRNA; mRNA splicing, via spliceosome; ribosome biogenesis. The transcript has 2 exons. Gene Ontology annotation, cellular component: precatalytic spliceosome; small-subunit processome; nucleolus. The record is from RefSeq and is a predicted model, not a curated record. Lineage: Eukaryota; Fungi; Ascomycota; Sordariomycetes; Glomerellales; Glomerellaceae. Gene Ontology annotation, molecular function: RNA binding.